GUUCACUUUGUGAGCUCGGUAGAACUCGUUCUAAGCUCGGCGGUACGUGCUCUCAAAUCGACUUUAUCAGUACGCACUUUAUUUAAGAAUAUCUAUGUGAGUGUUCUGUGCUCUAAAGUGCAUUAAUAGUGCAUCGGAAAAAUCUAUUUAAGCACAGAGAUUAUGCAUCUUAAAUCAAUUUUAUCAAAUCUACUGUUUCUUUGUGCGUUCACAUUGAGGCUCAAACCAAUAUUUGCGGAAUGUGAGAGCUCUCAGUUUGAGUGUGACAACGGCAGCUGCAUAUCGCAGUUCGAAGUCUGCAACGGCGACAAGAAUUGCCCGGAUGGCUCCGAUGAGACGGCCUUGACUUGUGUCUCCCAGCGGCAGCACUGUUCCAAGCCCUACUUCCAGUGCACCUAUGGAGCCUGUGUGAUUGGGACGGCGGGCUGCAAUGGAGUCACUGAAUGCGCCGACGGCUCAGACGAAACACCAUUGCGUUGCGGCAACGAAGACGAUAUACGACAGCACGAUCGCCGUCUGCAGGGCAAUUGCCAGGACAACGAGUUCAAGUGCCCAUCCGGAAUCUGCCUGGACAAGGGAAACUUCCUGUGCGAUGGCAAGGACGACUGUGCGGAUGGCACUGGCUUCGACGAGUCGGUGCGGCUGUGCGGUCAUAUGGAAUGUCCGGCGUACUCCUUCAAGUGCGGAACAGGUGGCUGCAUCUCGGGAUCCCUGUCCUGCAACGGAGAGAACGACUGCUACGAUGGUUCGGAUGAGGCGCCCUUGCUUUGCAACACCACCAAGAAGGAGACCACUCCUCUCGUGGUGGAGACCCCGCUGGAGCUGCUGGGCUGCCCGCUGCCCCUUGGCGACGAACGGCCCAUCUUGACCGGCAAGGGCAGCCGCAUCCUCACGGGACCCAUCACCCGCGGAACCGUGCGCUUCUCCUGCAAGCCGGGUUUCGUGCUGGAGGGCGAGGAGACCAGCUACUGCGCCAACAAGAAGUGGAGUACGAAUACGGUCCCGAAAUGCGUGAAGUACUGCAGCACUGCCGGCGAGUUUGAGGGUUACUCCACCAAGGCACUGUGCACCCACAACGGACAGGUGGUGGACUGCCGCAAACCGUUCCAUCCGCCCGGCACCGAAGUGAAGUUCGUCUGUGCCACCGGGUUCAAGACCCUAAACAGCCUGCCGGAGAUGAAAUGCAUGAAGGGCGGCUACUGGAACCGCGGACGUCAGCGGUGCGAGCAGGACUGCGGCUUGAUAGCCACGCCCACCAAGAGCUUCUCGGCCAACGGGUAUACCAUCAACAACACGGUGGUGCCAUGGCAUGUGGGCCUUUAUGUAUGGCACAACGAGAGGGACUACCACUUCCAGUGUGGCGGAUCGCUGCUCACUCCAGACCUCGUCAUUACCGCCGCCCAUUGCGUAUACGACGAGGGCACCCGACAGGCCUACAGCUACGACACAUUUCGGGUGAUUGCGGCCAAGUUCUACCGCAACUACGGAGAGACUACGCCGGAUGACAAGCGGCGGGAUGUGAGGCUCAUCGAAAUAGCGCCUGGCUACAAGGGUCGAACGGAGAACUAUUACCAGGAUCUGGCCCUGCUGACCCUCGACGAGCCGUUCGAGCUGAGCCACGUGAUCCGGCCCAUUUGCGUGACCUUUACCAGCUUCGCGGAGAAGGAGAGCGUCACGGAUGGGGUGCCGGGCCAGUUCGCCGGCUGGAGCAUCGAGAACAAGCACGAACUGCAAUUCGUGCCGGCCGUGUCCAGGGCGAACUCCGUGUGCCGGCAGAAUCUGCGGGACAUCCAGGCGGACAAGUUCUGCAUCUUCACGCAGGGCAAGUCGUUAGCCUGCCAGGGCGACAGUGGCGGUGGAUUCACGUCCGAGAUGCAGACCAACAUCUUCUCCGCCCGAAACACUUCCCGCCACUUCCUGUUCGGGGUGAUCAGCAACGCACCCAAUGCCGACCAGUGCGCCCACAGCCUGACCGUGAUGACCAACAUUCAGCACUUCGAGGUUAUGAUUCGGGAUGCGAUGAGCAGAAGCAUUGAGACCAGGUCCUAAGUCCGGAAACUAGUUAAGCUCCCUUGUGAUUAGAAUAGAUUUAAAUGCAGAUAUUCGGCGCCCAUUCUCUUUAUUUCCCCAGCCCAUGGGAACCUAAGCCAAGGAAAAAUAAAAAAUAUCAAUUAAAA
Molecule: messenger RNA, 2177 nt
Organism: Drosophila elegans
Lineage: Eukaryota; Metazoa; Arthropoda; Insecta; Diptera; Drosophilidae
Gene: modSP
Product: modular serine protease
Exons: 6
Coding region: 163-2049 (628 amino acids)
Biological process (GO): proteolysis
Cellular component (GO): plasma membrane
Molecular function (GO): serine-type endopeptidase activity; protein binding
Source: RefSeq, a predicted model, not a curated record